Messenger RNA from Hypomesus transpacificus, 2034 nucleotides. RefSeq names its product secretory carrier membrane protein 3 (gene scamp3). Gene Ontology annotation, biological process: protein transport. Lineage: Eukaryota; Metazoa; Chordata; Actinopteri; Osmeriformes; Osmeridae. The transcript is spliced from 9 exons. Bases 393 to 1424 code for a protein of 343 amino acids. The record is from RefSeq and is a predicted model, not a curated record. Gene Ontology annotation, cellular component: recycling endosome membrane; trans-Golgi network membrane.
GACAUUACUUCCUGGAUUUCCCAUUUCACAGUUGUUUGUGCUAGCCGAGAUGAAAACCGUUGCAGCUGUAAAAAACGAUAUGAAAAGGAAACACGCCCAAUGAAAACUAAACUGAAUGAAGGCUGAAGAAAAACUGGUCAAUCAAAUCAACAAUGAGGAUUUUGUAUUAACUAUAAUCGAGAGAUUGGGGAAACGUUGUAGCAACAAAUUACCAGCUGUCAAAUUUGUUUUGCCGUUUUUGUCAGACACGCAAGUAUUGUUCACCGUAACAAUGACAAAAUCCGACAUAGGGAUUCUCUGAGUGGAGAAAAUUCGUAUACAUUUACCUUAAUAACAACAAGAUAACGUUAACUGCUUUUGACUUGAGGGUCAAUAAACAACAAUAGUCAAUAAUGUCAAAAUAUACAAGUUUUCCGGAGCCAAGUGACGACGCCAAUCCAUUUCAGGAUCCUGCAGUGACCCAACACAGCAGCAAUACUGAGUAUGCCACACUGGAUCUGUACAACCCAUUCGACAAUAAAACUGGGCCACCGCCACCCUAUGAGGCCACAUCUCCGUCCGCCCAACCAGUUCCUGCUCAGACUCCACCGAGCAGGACCACGCCCACGGAACCCAGAAACUACGGCUCCUACAACUCCCAGCAAACGGCAGUGAACGCCACUACAGCGGAGCUCCUACGGAAGCAGGAGGAGCUGGAGAGGAAGGCCAAAGAUCUAGAGAGGAGAGAGAGGGAGCUGGACUCGCAUGCCCUCGGCCCCGGAGCCACCCGUCAAAAUAACUGGCCUCCCCUGCCAUCGUUCUGCCCUGUGGGACCAUGCUUCUACCAGGACAUCAAUCUGGACAUCAGCCAGAACUUUCAGCGCACUGUCACUAUCAUGUACUACUACUGGAUGUUCACAGCCUGUACGCUGUUUUUUAACUUAAUCGCCUGCCUGGCUAUGUUCUGUGUGGACCCUGCAAAUGGGGUCGGGUUGGGCCUGUCCAUCCUCUGGGUCCUUCUUUCUACCCCCUGUUCUUUUGUCUGUUGGUACAGGCCUGUGUACAAAGCCUUUAGGACUGACAGCUCCUUCAACUUUUUUGCCUUUUUUUUCGUAUUCUUUGUGCAAGUUAUCAUCUAUGUCAUCAUGACCAUUGGAAUUCCCGGUUGGGGUUUCAGUGGGUGGAUUGUGAGUCUGGCUGCUCUGAAGACAAGUGUGCCUGUUGGGGUGAUCAUGAUGCUCAGUGCCGUCCUCUUCACUGCCCAGACCGCCAUGGGAGUAGUCAUGCUUAAGAAGAUCCACUCAAUGUACAGGCAGACCGGUGCCAGCUUUCAGAAGGCUCAGGCCGAGUUUGCCACUGGAGUUAUGUCCAACCAAACAGUGCGCCAGGCUGCUGCCAGUGCCACUACCGGUGUCGCCCAAGGGGCCUUCUCUGGCGGUCGGUAGAUACGGGAAGAGGGCGGGAGCAGGGCAGGUGGCAGACUGUUUGGUCAGGCAAGUAAAGGGGGGGAGGAGACAUGUGUGCCAUAUAGAGACAUUCAAGGCCUGAUGAUGGAAGUACAUGUAUAGGAUAUGAGACCAAGGAAGGGUAGAAAUAACUGGCUGAAAAUGUCUGUGACAAACGAGAUGAGGCAGUACAUUUAUUUUCCUUUUUCUCUAAGUGCCCUGGGUUGCAAAAUGUGAUGGGCCUGACAAAUGUGGUUGGUGGGGAUAGAGAACUUGUAAUAAUGUCUAAAGAAUACGGCUGGUCUGGUCUAUGUGUAGUGAAUAGCUUGGCCAAGAAUAAACUGAAGUGAUUCUAUUAACAUUUUAAUAACAGCUGAAUGGUUCAUUUGUCUGUGUUUGGCCCAUGCUCUUGUGUUGCUUAUGUGAGCUCUAACUCAAGUUGUUUUGAUAUUUGAAAUAUGUAAUGCCUAUUUACACUACAUUUGCCAAAAUCAUAACUGGAAUUGAUGGCUCAUAUUUUGGUUGUGACCUUUCGCGGAUACUGUUGUUGGUGCUGUCUGUUUACAUGUAGGCCUAUUGGUUUAAAUGAAAAUAAAUUGUUAUGCUGAAA